Messenger RNA from Cimex lectularius (bed bug), 5775 nucleotides. It is a transcript of the gene dop, whose product is annotated as microtubule-associated serine/threonine-protein kinase 3. Lineage: Eukaryota; Metazoa; Arthropoda; Insecta; Hemiptera; Cimicidae. The transcript is spliced from 22 exons. Gene Ontology annotation, biological process: intracellular signal transduction; peptidyl-serine phosphorylation. Gene Ontology annotation, molecular function: protein serine/threonine kinase activity; magnesium ion binding; protein binding. The coding region runs from base 358 to 4926 and encodes 1522 amino acids. The record is from RefSeq and is a predicted model, not a curated record.
GACAAUAGGCCUCGGACCCAAUACCCUGGUCUGGUUGAUGGGAGGUAGGGGCGAUCGAGAAAUUUCUUAGUCGAGGUUUAUUUGUCAAUAUGAGCCGUUUAAAAUUGUUUGGCCAAAAUUCCGAAAGCGGGCAAAAUCUGGGCAUCCCAUCAAAAACGGACCCGAUCGAAAACGAAAACUAAACGGAAAUACAUUUCAAGAUGGUCGAAUUUAUUUUUGUUUAGGCUUUGUUUUCGCCGAGCCGUUUUUUUUUUUGUUUAUUGACCAAAGGCCGAAGUCAUGUGAGUGCGAUUUUUAAUAAACGAAAAAUCACCGUUGUUCUCUUUCAUAAAAAGAAAAAAUCCGCCUCCUCGUGGGAUGGAGUACGGAAGAAAUCGGCCGAUAAGGCCUGGCAGCCGUCUCCAGACACUAUCGUUGAGAUCUGGGUUAGGACUGGCCAUGGAAGACAACUGGACUAAAUCGAUAGACGAAUCUGGCAACAGAAGAUAUUCAGACUCGGAAGAAAGACCGCAGAAGACGGCGAGCAAAACGGAUAUAUCAUCAAACUUAAUUUUUAUGAGGAAUUCAGCUUUAGGCCAGUCAGCACCAUCUUUAUCUAGUUGCGUGAGGGAGUCAAAUGUGGGCCGUAGGAGUAAUAAAAUGCUACAAAGAAAAAGCCUUAUCGCAAAUACUUCUCCGACAAUGCCGAGAUGUCAAUCUCCAUUAUCAGCUGGUAGCCCUUUGGAAAGCCCUCGAAUGUCUCCAAAUCAACAUUUUCCAUUUGUUGCACUCAAAAGGCCGUACAAUCACUUGAGUAAUGAUGGUAGAGGUGAUGGUAGGCGUUGGUCUGUGGCGUCUUUACCUUCAUCCGGUUAUGGAACAACUCCCGGUAGUUCAAACGUAUCAUCGCUUUGCUCGAGUCAGGAACGACUUCACCAAUUACCAAAUAUCCCUACUAAUGAUGAACUUCAUAUUCUUAUAAAACAUUUUUCAUCAAAUGAAAGUGCUGAAGAAGAAGGCAGGAAAAGCCCAUUUAAUAGGCCUAGGUCUCGUAGUUUAAGCAGUCCAAGUCGUUCACCUAUAAUGGAUAAUGAUAUAGUUAUGAUGAACAUGUUGUAUAAAGAAAGAUUUCCUAAGGCCACAAGACAAAUGGAGGAAAGGUUAAGAAGUUUUAUAAAUGAAAAUAAACAAGUAGAAUCUGAAGAGUUGGAUGCAUUGCCGAUAGUACGUUUUGUCCAUCACCAGGUGAUUGAAUUAGCAAGGGAUUGUUUGAAAAAGUCGGAGGAAAAGCUUAUAACGCGUAGAUAUUUUUAUGAACUGUCAGAUAAUUUAGAACGGCUUUUAACAGAGACGAAAGAGAAAUCAUCAGAAGCAGCAAUUCAGUCAGCAGGUUUUAUCAGAAAACUGAUGUUGAUCAUAUCUCGACCGGCAAGAUUGCUUGAAUGUUUGGAAUUUGACCCAGAAGAAUUUUACCAUUUGUUAGAACAAGCCGAGGGGCAAGCAAAAAUAUGUCAAGGGAUUAAAAACGACAUACCACAGUACAUAAUAACAAAACUAGGGCUUCACCGUGAUCCGAUUGCAGAUUUUAAUGAGGACUUCCAAGAUUUGAAAUUGAACAACGUAAUUGAGGAUAAAGACAAUGUUACUGUUCAGACUUCGACUCCAAAAGGAGAAGUACAGUUUCCAAAGACUCCUUCAGAAUCAGAUUUUGAUGUUGUUAAGCUCAUAUCAAAUGGAGCUUACGGAGCUGUAUAUUUGGUUCGGCAUAAAGAAACAAGGCAGCGGUUUGCAAUGAAGAAGAUUAUUAAAAAUAAUCUCAUGCUAAGGAAUCAGAUUGAACAGGUGUUUGCAGAAAGGGACAUAAUGAGUUUCACCGAUAAUCCUUUUGUUGUUAGUAUGUACUGCAGUUUUGAAACAAAGAAACAUUUGUGUCUCGUAAUGGAGUAUGUGGAGGGUGGCGACUGUGCUGCCCUUGUUAAGGUUAUCGGUCCUCUUCCACCUGACAUGGCUAGAUUUUAUUUUGCUGAAACGGUACUUGCUGUUGAAUACUUACACAGUUACGGCAUUGUUCAUCGUGAUCUGAAACCUGACAAUUUGUUAAUAACUGCACUUGGCCAUAUUAAACUUACUGACUUUGGGUUGAGUAAAAUGGGGUUAAUGUCAUUGGCAACUAACCUGUAUGAGGUUUACAUUGAUAGAGACUCCAGACAAUUUUCUGAUAAGCAAGUCUUUGGAACACCUGAAUACAUUGCUCCAGAGGUUAUUUUAAGACAAGGAUAUGGAAAACCAGUCGAUUGGUGGUCAAUGGGGAUAAUCCUGUAUGAGUUUUUAAUUGGGUGUGUUCCAUUCUUUGGUGAUACCCCUGAGGAACUCUUCGCGCAUACUGUAAAUGAUGAUAUUGAGUGGCCUGAUGAUGAUGAUUGGCCAGUUCAAGAAGAAGCGAAAGACAUAAUAUCUGCAUUGCUACAGCAGAAUCCUAGGGACCGGUUAGGAACUGGUGGCUCACACGAAGUCAAAGAACACCCAUAUUUCAACGGUCUUGAUUGGAAUUCUCUCUUACGGCAAAAAGCAGAAUUUGUGCCUCAGUUGGACCAUGAGGAAGAUACAAGUUACUUUGACAGCAGGAUUGAUCGCUAUAAUCAUGAUUUAAGUGGAGAUGAAAGUGAAGAUACAAUUCAGCUAGGAGGCUUUUCAUCAUGUUCACCUCAGUAUCGGAAAGUGCAGUCAAAGUUUACUUUGUCUCUUCCCCAUAGUAAUCUUGAGAGCCAAAACAAUUCUACAUCUCGAAACGCUGCUAAAAAAAUAAAUUUUGGAAAUGGUUCAAAGGCUGAACAAACCCAAAAUACAAGCAGUCAAACAGAAGAUUCUCGUGAGGUAGAAGGUGUUGACGAAUUGGAGUCGCUCCAAGGAAAUGCUGGAAAUCCAACUACGCCUGACUCAUCUCAAACCGAAAGCGAUGACGUUUCUCCGCAAAUUCAUAGGAAACGUCGGCUUCAAAAUAGGGAAGCAGUACCCAAGUUUUCCAUCUCUAUUGAAGACGACCCUACCACAACAACGUCUGGCAUUCAAAGAAAUAAAUUGGACUUAUCUCCAAUAACAACAAAACCCAAAAAACUUGUAAGUGGAGAACAAUUCCAAGGAGGACCAGCAGUGAGAAUGGCCAUAGCUCCAAUAUUUCCUAUCACUAAGCAUCGCUCUAGGGCAGUAAUCAAAAGCUUUAGUGCCACAGGAUUAUCUUUAAUGAUCCCCCCUGCCAGAGAAGAUGUUCCUCAAAUGGACUCGCCUGGUGGAUCAAGUACCGCUAGUUCAAGAGACAAUUCUCCAUGUCGUGAGUUAUCUCCGUUGGUGACAAGUUUAAAACCUCCUGUAAUUAUACGAAGAGGACCAUCUGGCUUUGGUUUCACCGUUCAUACGAUCCGAGUGUUCUACGGUGAUACCGAUUUUUAUACAAUGCAUCAUCUGGUCAUGGCUGUCGAAAAUGGUAGCCCUGCUUUCGAAUCGGGACUUCGGCCUGGGGAUUUGAUUACCCACAUUAAUGGAGAGCCUGUUCAAGGCUUGUAUCACACACAAGUUUUACAACUUCUUUUAUCUGGAUGCGAUCAUGUCACACUGAGGUCUACACCUUUAGAAAACACGUCAAUUAAAUCCGGUGGUCGUAAACGGGAGCCCUGGCAAUCAAAAUUAGCAAGAAGGUCUUUGCAGAAACAAAGAAAGCAAAAACGAGAUAUUGGUGAUAAAAGGCGAAAAGCAUCCCUCUUCAGGAGGAUAAGUAGCAAAAGAGCAAGUGUAGAAAUGCAACAGAUGGGUGUGUCAUCGCCGUCACUUGUGACACCAAGCCGAAGUUUCCAGUCUUUUACUAGACCUAUAACUACACAUGUUGACCCAGUAACUAGGUCACCGUCUACACCUAAACUUGUAAUGAGCCCUUCUGAUCCAAAUACACGUAGUUCUGAUACAUCGGGCAGUUCAUCUAGUUCGUCUAAUGGUAGUCCAGCAGUUCCGACUUCACAUUAUCAACGACCAUCCACACUCCAUGGGUUAAAACAUAAGCUUCAUUCUGCUGCCAAGACUAUUCAUUCACCAAGUAGAAGAAAAUCAGUUGGCCACAUUCCAUUAUCUCCUUUAGCCCGAACACCUUCACCUUCUCCAGUACCUUCUUCACCGACUCGCUCUCCUAGUCCUCUAGCUUUUCCUCCCGGUCAUCAACCUGGAAGUUCAAAUACCACGCAAUCUUACAGUCCAGGUUGUUCUGGAGCUACUGCCACAAAAAAAGGAUUUAAUCGUCCUAAAAGUGCCGAGCCGGGAUCUCCACUUUUAAGAAGGGCACUUUCGCCUGAUCGCUUGCACCCAAGGAGUGCAGAGACAAAAACAAAAUCUUGCCCCACUACAAUAUCUCCCUUAUGUGACCCUGCUCUCAAAGUCACUAUAUCCACUCUCCCUCGGGUAACUAUAACAUCUAAAUCGCCACCUGUUCAAAAAAUCAACACCGAUGCCGAUCCUGUAAAAUCCAAACCCCCUGAACAUCCUUUGAGAAAGGAAAAGGAAAGAAGAAAUAGCGAACCAGAACAUUUAAUAACCCAUGAUGAAUCAGAAUCAGACUUUCUUUCGAUUUCAUCAUCCCAACCGCUACCAAGGAUAGCCGAAGAAAAAGAUUCACCAACUGCUACAAAAGACGAUAUAGCGCCUGCUAUCUGUAGUAAUAGCAGCGGUAAUAGUUCUAAUGUUGGCAGCCACAGCACUACUAGCACUAUUGGCACAAAUAUUAGUACUACCUCUAAUAACAACUCUACGACUCAAACUUAUAGCAACAACAAUAACAAUAGUAACAAUAAUAAAAAUAUCGAACCUGAAGUGAGUGGUUCACAGUCAACAAACCAACCCCAGAGCAAAACUAAGAGUAAAACUACUCUGAAACAUCUCUCCCUUGUUAAAAAAAAUAAAAAAUAAAUCGUGAUAUUGCACCAAAUGUAAAAAGUAAAUUUACCAGAAGAUAUUCCAUUUAAAGCUCAUUAACAUAGUCCGCAACAUUUUAAUUAUUAUUAUUAUUAUUUUAUUUUUUCUAAAUAAUCAUUAUUAUUUUAAAAAUAAUAAUAUGUCAACAUAGUAUCCAUGUUAUUCAUUCUGCUGUAAAUGCUCAAAUUAUGUACAUUAUUUUAUUUUUAAAUGAUAUUUAUGAACAACACUUCUAAACUAGUUUUUUAAAAUUAUUUUUUUAAAUUUAAUUUUAUUUUUUUCUAUUAUUAUUUUUUUUUUUAGGUAAGAUAUAUAUUUUUUUAUUCUUUAAAAAGCAUAUGUAUAUCAGGAAAUGUUGUUUUUAUUUUAAUUCUACGUGAUAUUCAUGUAAUUUUGUUGACUGUUUAUGAUUCUAACUUUUAAGUAUUAAUGUUUGUGUGAUUUCAUGGAAAGGUGAGAAAUGAGUCUGUAAAACAUUAUGCCGUUUGUUGACCACAGGGGAAAUAAUUGUGUGAUUACUAUUGUAAAUUCUGUAAAACUAAUCUUAAAAACAUUUUAAUAAUUAUAGAUGUAAAAAAAAAAUGAUUUACCAAGUGUUUGUAUAGAUAGGCUGUGAUUUUAUUUAUUGUGAAAAAUUAUUUAUUAAUAAACUUAUCUGGUGCGAAAUGUUAUUUGUUAACAAUUUUAGUGCGGAUUUUCACAUUAUACACCAGGAAAAUAUAUGAUUUGUCUUGUGAUAAAACUUUCUAAGGAUUUUGUUGUUUAUUAGAUAAAACUCUCCUAAUGACUUCAUUUAUUGCUUCAUUUUUACCAUUGUAAUUGAUUAUGAAUAACAUAUCUGUC